Messenger RNA from Amorphotheca resinae ATCC 22711, 1551 nucleotides. RefSeq lists its product as hypothetical. The coding region runs from base 1 to 1476 and encodes 491 amino acids. Gene Ontology annotation, molecular function: transmembrane transporter activity. The transcript is spliced from 4 exons. Gene Ontology annotation, cellular component: membrane. Gene Ontology annotation, biological process: transmembrane transport. Lineage: Eukaryota; Fungi; Ascomycota; Leotiomycetes; Helotiales; Amorphothecaceae. The record is from RefSeq and is a predicted model, not a curated record.
AUGCACGCCAAACGUCAAGGACGGGCCCCUUGGCACUGGUAUGCCAAAGAUGAUACCCCCGAGGAGCGGAAGCUCAUUAUUAAACUCGAUCUUCUUAUUGUCCCAUAUGCUGUCGUUGCUUACUGGAUAAAGUACAUCGACCAGUCAAAUCUGAACAAUGCCUAUGUAUCUGGUCUCAAAGAAAAUUUGGGCUUCAAUUCAAACCAACUUGUCAACCUUAACGCCAUGUACACGGCAGGGGCUGUUAUCGGUCAGCUUCCCUUUACAUUCCUCUUCCCAAUGUUCCCAAUGAACUAUACCAUUCCUGCUCUUGAGGCUGGAUGGGGUCUCUUUACGCUUUUGCAAUAUCGCGCCCAGGGUUAUGGGGAGCUUAUGGCUUAUCGUUUUUUUGUUGGCAUUUUCGAGGCUGCAUUCUUCCCAGGAGUGCAUUUCGUAUUGGGUGCUUGGUAUAGAGGCGAUGAGAUUGGCCGCCGGGGUGGUAUAUUCUACGUCGGUCAAAUGCUAGGAACUCUGACAGCGGGUCUGGUUCAAAGCGGAGCCUCCGCCCAUCUUGAUGGUGUAAGGGGCUUGGCAGGUUGGAGAUGGACAUUCAUUAUCAAUGCCCUGAUUACAAUUCCAGUUGCCAUUGCUGGGGUAUUCGUCUGGCCAGGAACACCAGCAAAACCAAACAAGCUCUUCCUUUCGGAUAAGGACUUGGCUCUAGCUGUCAAACGUCUCGAAGAGACGAAAGCAGACACCAAAAACGAAGUGAGACAAAGCAAAUGGCGACUCUUGCGAAACAUAGCAACCGAUUGGCGAAUAUACAUACUGACAUUUUGGGAUAUACUAUUCUGGAACGCCUCAUCCUCAUCUUCUGGCGCCUACCUCCUCUGGCUCAAAAGCCUCAAGCGCUUCUCAGCCCCUAGAAUAAACCAGCUGGGGACCACCGCCCCGGCGCUUGGUAUAUUCUAUGUCCUCUUUGUCAACUUCAGCUCCGACCUCCUCUGGGGUCCCAGCGGGGCCAUUGCCUUCGCCAACACGUGGAAUUUCAUCGCCAUGGUUAUCCUCGCUGUGUGGAACGUUCCCGAAGCCGCCAAAUGGUUCGCAUUCAACAGUUCCUAUACGCCGGUGGCCCAGAGCAGCGUUCUCUACGGCUGGACCAACGACAUGCUGCGGCACAACACGGCGGAGCGCUCCAUCAUCCUCGUGAUCAUGAAUUUGAUAGCCCAGAGUACGACGGCAUGGACGAGCGUGCUGGUGUUCCCUACGGUUGAGGGCCCCCGCUUCCUCAAAGGCUAUACAUUCUGUGCGGUGAAUUCCUUCGUGUUGGUGUUGGUUACGUACCUGGUUGUGAGGCCGUACGCUCGCGCGCUGGAGAGGAAGUUCGAGUCUGGCCAACGGAGCCAGGAGGAAGUGGCUGGGUCUGAGGAGGAAGUGAGUGACGAGAACGAUGUGACUAAUAAGGGUGUUACGGUUACUACGCAGGUGGUUAAAUGAUGUCGUUUCGUACAGGAGAACUUGUAUUGGGAGGGGGGAGAAGGUACAUGAUUCAAAUAUGAGAAUAUAGGUGAC